UCGUAAACCAGCAGCAGCAGCAGCAGCAGCAGCAGGAACGAGGCGGCAGCCGCAGCAAUAGUCAACGGCAUUGAUGCGGGGGUUUUUGUUCACCGGCUGACUCUCAGCGUCUGCAGUUCCUCCAGGUUUGUUAACCGGUGAACGUCGAGGAGACGCGAUUUACACGAGGAAAAAUAUCCGAGGUUACAAGAACGCGGCGAAGAAUAAUCGAGGUCUGCGUUAUUUUCGUGAAUCGUUUCUGAAUGGUGAAGAAAAAAAAAAAAAAAAAAACGUUUCGCCGCAUGAUCGGGAUGUGAAUAAGUUAUCCAUCGAGUUUUAACAGAAUUAAUUCCGAAGGACGAAAAGCAGCGGAUUCUGAUCAGAUACGUAGAGAAAAAUUAUUCGUACCUUUGAAGGGUCCGAAUUCAGAAGAGCGGAUAAUCCUGAAACGAAUUUUUCCAAGGGCUGCCCUGUAAAAAAAUGGAAUCGUAGAAGAGAUCCGUGGAUAUCGAAUCGUGGGAUAAAAUCGAGUAAGAAAAAAUGCCUGAACCAAAAAGUGAGGAGGAAGAGACGUCGGAUGACGAGGAGGUCGAUCUGGAUUUGGGAGAACCUUCGGAGGAAGUUAUGGAAUACGCGAGACGCGAACUCGGUGAAACCGAGGAAGCUAAAUGCCAAUCGAUUCAGGAACUCAGGGACUUGAUUUACGAGAGGGGCGAGUGCACACCACAUCGAAUGGACGACGCGUUUCUGAUAAGAUUUCUGAGAGCGAGGAAUUUCAACGCCUACCGUGCGCAUAGACUGGUGGUGAACUACUGCAAUUUCAAGGAAGAUCACCCGGAGAUCCACCGGGACGUGAAACCCCUGGAGAUGCGUCACAUAGGCGACGAUGACAUAGUGACGGUGCCGGCGUACCGGGCGCAGUGCGGUCGGCGUAUAAUGAUUUACAGAAUGGGAAAUUGGGAUCCUCGUAAAUACUCGCUGGAGGAAAUCUUCAAGGCUACGGUGAUCAUCCUUGAACUGGGUAUCCUCGAACCGCGGGCCCAGAUCCUCGGCGGCAUCGUAAUCUUCGACCUCGAAGGACUGACGAUGGCGCACGCCUGGUCGGUCACCCCGCAAGUGGCCGGCAUGGUUCUCUCCCUGAUGGUCUCGGCUUUCCCCAUGAAGUCCCAGGCCAUCCACAUCCUCCACCAGUCCUGGAUAUUCGACGCCAUAUUCGCGGUGUUCAAACCGCUACUCGACGCCAGAAUGAGGGACAAGAUAUUCUUCCACGGCGACAAUAUGGAAAGUCUUCAUCGUCACAUCGAUCCUACUUCGUUGCCAAAAAAAUACGGUGGCACGCGCAACGAACUUCCGUACUACAAGUGGAUCGACAAGCUAAGCCAGAACCCGACGAUCGUUAAGGAAAUGCAGCAGCUCGGCUACAUCGUACCUGAAGAACUGCUCAAGUUAUUGAAGUUGUAGCUCGAGGAUGAGAAAAGCAAACGAUGACAACGGGAGAAAAUAUGUUCUCAGUGUACCGUAGCUCUAUGCUACGUGUACGUGUGUAUUUAAUUCGACGAGAUUUUUUUUUAUGUAAUUAUUAAUCGAGGAGAAUCAAUAAAAGAUUAUUCCUA
This is a messenger RNA of Athalia rosae (coleseed sawfly), 1592 nucleotides long. RefSeq names its product alpha-tocopherol transfer protein. The transcript has 6 exons. Gene Ontology annotation, cellular component: membrane. The record is from RefSeq and is a predicted model, not a curated record. Gene Ontology annotation, molecular function: phosphatidylinositol bisphosphate binding. NCBI's taxonomy places the organism in Eukaryota, Metazoa, Arthropoda, Insecta, Hymenoptera, Athaliidae. The coding region runs from base 520 to 1440 and encodes 306 amino acids.